AUUCGACGCACCGUUUCCGUACCAGUACGAAUUCUGCGAAGAGACUACCGACCGACGAUGCCGCCGAAAGCCAGUGGGAAAGCCGUGAAGAAAGCUGGAAAAGCUCAGAAGAACAUCAGCAAGGCUGACAAGAAGAAGAAGCGCAGGAGGAAGGAGAGCUAUGCGAUCUACAUCUACAAAGUCUUGAAACAAGUUCAUCCCGACACGGGAAUCUCCAGCAAAGCCAUGAGCAUCAUGAACAGUUUCGUCAACGAUGUAUUCGAACGUAUUGCCGCGGAAGCAUCUCGUCUGGCUCAUUACAACAAACGCUCCACGAUCACGUCUCGGGAAAUCCAGACUGCCG
Nomia melanderi (Alkali bee) is the source of this 343-nucleotide messenger RNA. RefSeq names its product histone H2B-like. Gene Ontology annotation, cellular component: nucleosome. The record is from RefSeq and is a predicted model, not a curated record. Gene Ontology annotation, molecular function: DNA binding; structural constituent of chromatin; protein heterodimerization activity. Lineage: Eukaryota; Metazoa; Arthropoda; Insecta; Hymenoptera; Halictidae.